Lasiosphaeria miniovina is the source of this 441-nucleotide messenger RNA. RefSeq lists its product as uncharacterized. NCBI's taxonomy places the organism in Eukaryota, Fungi, Ascomycota, Sordariomycetes, Sordariales, Lasiosphaeriaceae. Bases 1 to 441 code for a protein of 146 amino acids. The transcript has 2 exons. The record is from RefSeq and is a predicted model, not a curated record.
AUGUUUUUCAAGGUCGUAUUCUCGGCAGCCAUCCUGGCGCUCUGCGUCAACGCGGCGCCUGUGGCCGACCCGGCCAAGACGUUCAAGUUCCUGGUCGACGACCCGACCAAGGGCAAAUACUACCUCGCCAGCAAGGGCGCGGGCACGCAGGAUGUGUCCAAGGCCCUCACGUGCGAGCUGACGGCCGACGUCAUCAAGUGCGGCGGAAAGGGGUUCCCGGCCUACUCGGGCGACAUGACCAAGCUGGCCCCCGGCGCCACGGCGAGCACGGGCUGGUCGAUUGACGCCGAUGGCGGCAUCCACUGGAGCGCGGCGCCGAGCAUGAAGUUCAGCCUGGGCAUCAACGGCGCUACCGACGUGUGGGCAGAGACGUGCCCGCAUCACUGGCAGACACACGGAACUGCCAAGGCCGUCUACGACGACGCCACCGCCGCUGCUUAG